This is a messenger RNA of Zonotrichia leucophrys gambelii, 767 nucleotides long. RefSeq names its product protein kinase C gamma type-like. Lineage: Eukaryota; Metazoa; Chordata; Aves; Passeriformes; Passerellidae. The record is from RefSeq and is a predicted model, not a curated record. The transcript is spliced from 6 exons. The annotation marks the transcript as partial.
UCCAGGUGUCCAUCCACAUGUCCAGGUGUCCAUCCAGGUGUUCGUUACCUCUCUCCCUCUCUCCCACAGGUGUCCAUCUGUCCAUCUGUCCGUCCGUCCGUCCAUGGCGCUGGCCGAGCCGGAGCGGGCACUGCCCGGGGCUCUGCCCAGCCCAGCCGUGCCCGGCGCCGCUCGGCCGCUGUUCUGCCGCCGGGGGGCGCUGCGGCACAAGGUGGUGCACGAGGUGAAGAGCCACCGGUUCACGGCGCGGUUCUUCAAACAGCCGACCUUCUGCAGCCACUGCACCGACUUCAUCUGGGGCAUCGGCAAACAGGGCCUGCAGUGCAUGGUUUGCAGCUUUGUGGUUCACAAGCGCUGCCACGAAUUCGUCACCUUCGAAUGUCCCGGGGCCGGGAAGGGACCCCAGACUGACGAUCCCCGGAACAAGCACAAGUUCAAGGUUCACAGCUACAGCAGCCCCACCUUCUGCGACCACUGCGGCUCGCUGCUCUACGGCCUCGUGCACCAGGGCAUGAAGUGCUCCUGUUGUGAGAUGAACGUGCACAAGCGCUGCGUGCAGAGCGUGCCCAGCCUGUGCGGGGUCGAUCACACCGAGCGCCGGGGGCGCCUCCAGAUUCGCAUCCAGGCCCUGCCCGGGGAGCAGCUCCACGUCACAGUGGGCGAGGCCCGGAACCUGAUCCCGAUGGAUCCCAACGGGCUCUCGGAUCCCAAAUCCCAAAAAUCCCAAAUAAUUAGCAUUUUUCCUCAUUUUUUCCCCAUUUUUUGCC